Molecule: messenger RNA, 6402 nt
Organism: Chlamydomonas reinhardtii
Lineage: Eukaryota; Viridiplantae; Chlorophyta; Chlorophyceae; Chlamydomonadales; Chlamydomonadaceae
Exons: 5
Coding region: 378-4445 (1355 amino acids)
Biological process (GO): proteolysis
Cellular component (GO): cytosol
Molecular function (GO): serine-type endopeptidase activity; tripeptidyl-peptidase activity
Source: RefSeq, a predicted model, not a curated record
CUGGGGGUGUAUAGCAGACUAAAGCAUCAGCCUUCCCAGCCAACCGAGCAAUCGCCCAACACACCUCACUCCUCGUCGACACGACUCGGCAUUAAUUGCCUUACCAUUAACUUGCAACACCUGGACUACGGAACAGCAACAGGGAUACUUGACGGCCGCGUUUGUGCUGGUCGCGGUUUUCCUGCUGUCUCGCGCCUUUGCUGCCGUGGCGCAGUGCUUCCUGAGGUUGAACUAGAGAAGUUUGCAUUUGCAGCCUGCGCGAGGCGUUUGCGGACAGCUGCCGGAGAUGCGAGCUCAACGCUGCGGAUGAUUUUGGCGCAGCAAGGCGUGAGGCCCUCGCGCUGAGGGCUUCAGCGCCCUGCCAAAUGGCGUUGACAAUGGGCAGGGCGUGGGGGCUUGUCCUUCACGUCCUGUUCUUUGUUCUCCUGGGCGAGCUAUGCGGAAGCGGCCCGGGCCGGCCCGCGGCUGAAGCCAGCAAGCUGCCCAGGCAAUCCCAAAAAUAUACGCCAAUACCUUCUGCGUCAGCCAGCGGCGUUCAGGAGGUCGCAACGGAUGUGUUGCCCGACCGCUUCCUCGUAAAACUCCGGCCCAAGAGCGGCAAGUUCAGCACCCGUGGCAGCAGCAACGUUCAGAGUAGAGCCCAACAGAUUGUUGGGCGCUUACGGACCGCCAAGCUUGCGGUGCGCCUGACGCACGAGUUCAGCACCGCCUGGGAGGGCUUCGGCCUGCAGGCGGACGAUGUUGACAGCGCGCUCGCCGCCCUAGACGAGGAGUACGAGGUGCUCUCCAUCUAUCCAGUGACUUGGCUGCCGGCCCCCGACAGCAAUGUGUCGGAGGUGGACGCGGCGGCGCUGCGCGGCGUGUUCACCGUCGCAGACGCCUCGGCGCCCACCAACGGCACCACCGCGCGCCUUGCGGCCGGCGGCUUUAAGCGGCUUGAUGGUUGGGACGUUAAGGUUGGGAUUGUGGACACGGGCGUGGAUUACCGGCAUCCGGCACUGGGUGGCGGCUUCGGGCCGGGCUUCAAGGUGGCGUACGGCCGCGACUUUGCGGGCGACGCCUUCAAGCCGGGUGGCGUACCGGCGCCUGAUGCGGACCCGAUGGACUGCGCCGGCCACGGCACGCAUGUGGCGGGCAUCAUAGCGGGCAGCUACAGCUCGGCCGACUGGAGCUUCUCAGGCGUGGCGCCCGGGGUCACCCUGGGCGCCUACAAGGUGUUCGGCUGUACCGGCGGCACCACCAGUGAGCUGGUGGUGGCGGCGCUGGACGCGGCGGCGGCGGACGGCAUGCAGGUCAUCAACCUGUCGCUGGGCGAUGAGGGCGCUUGGGGCGGGCCGGUUGCAGAGGCCGCGGCACGGCUGGCGGGCCUGGGUGUGCUGGUGGUGGCGGCAGUGGGCAACGCCGGUCCCUCGGGGCUGUUCAUGCCCACCAGCGCCGCCUCGGCCAGCGGCGUGCUGGGCGUGGCCGCGGUGCAGUCACGUGCCGCGCCCGUGGCGGCCACGUUGACGGUGUCAGGCGUGCGCAGCGCGCGCGCUGCAGGCCGCGACUUUGCCAUCGCGGCUGCCUUUGGCGACGUGGGGUCGCUGGCGAAUGCCAUCGUCCGGCCUUCUGACGCCGCGCUCAUCGCCGGGGUUGCAGCGGUGCCAGGCAGCACUGCCGCCACUGGCUCCGCCGACGGCUGCUCGCCGGCGGUACUGGGCGACGUGCGCGGCACGGUGGCGCUGCUGGCGGCGGGCGGCUGCUCGGCGUCCAUCAAGGCGGCUGUGGCGGCGGCGCGCGGCGCGGUGGGGCUGCUGCUGUACGGCGACACGGACACGGUGGCGGCCGAGGUAUCGCGCGCGCCGCUACGGUCGGCACCCGGCGGCGCGGGCUGGUUGUUUCCAACCAACCCUUACGGCAUCCCGCUCAUGGUCACGGACACGCAGUCGGGUCAGGUGCUGUACGACGCCUACCGCACCAUGGCCGAGUCCCUGCAGCUGCUGUCGCCGCCGCCCUCGCCCCCCUCACCGCAGCCGCCCUCGCCCUCGCCGCCCUCGCCAUCGCCGCCGUCGCCCAAGCCCCCCGUGCCCCUGCCGUCGCCCAAGCCGGGCAGCGGCAAUGGGCCGUCCAAUGCCCUGACGCCGACCCCAGUGCCGGCCACGAUUCCGGCCCUGUCGCCCCAGCCGAGCCCGCCUCCCUCACCGGGACAGGGACAGGGACAGACAGGAGGGAACGGCGCGACACAGGGCUCUCAAGGCAGGGACUCGUCGCCGAGCAGUGCGGUCACGGCUAGCUCACCGCCCCCAAGCCCACCGCCUCCGAGCCCAGCGCCGCCUGGCUCACCCAAGCCGGGCAACAGCGGCAAUACGCCAGCUAAGUCACCAUCCCCUCCACCCUUCCCGCCACCGCCCUCUCCGUCGCCGCCAACCGGCAAGCCACCGCCCUCGCCACCACCACCCUCGCCGCCGCCGCCCGCACCCCCACCGCCCUCGCCGCCACCGCCAUCACCCCCACCGCCCUCGCCGCCGCCACCUGCGCCGCCAAUCAAGAAGUGGCCGCCUCCCAACCAGCCCCCGGAAGAGGACACCUUGCCGCCGCCAGUUGAGGAACUCUCCCAGCUCGGCGGCGACAGCCCUAGCACGAGCACGAGCGGGAGCAACAGCGGCAGCAGCGGCUCCAGUGGGAGCAGUGGCUCUAGCGGAAGCAGUGGCAACAGCGGGAGCAUCAGUGGAAGUAGCAAUGGCAACAGUGGCAACAGCGGCAAAGGCAACAGCGGUAACGGCAACAGCGGUAACGGCAACAGCGGUAACGGCAACAGCGGUAACGGCAAGGGCGGUCGCCGGCUGCGGCACCGCCUUAUGUUGGAGGAUGGCCCCCAGCCGCCUCCGCUCGGCCGCCCGGCCCGGCGGCGGCGGCAGCUGAUGCAGGGCCGGCCCAGCGAGCCGCUGCUGCCCACAGUGGUGAUGGUCACCGGCAGCCUGGCGUCGCCGUUCUCAUCCUGGGGACCGACGCCCGACCUGCACAUCGAGCCCAUGUUGGCUGCCCCCGGCGGCGCGGUGCUCUCCACUGUGCCGAUCGUCACUCGCGCCGACGGCAGCCGCAGCACCGGCUACGCCUACCUGUCCGGCACCUCGCAGUCGGCGCCCUACGUGGCCGCCGCCGCCGCGCUGUACCUGCAGGCCAACAAGGCGCGCCAGGUGUCGGCGGCGCAGGUGGAGGCGGCGCUGGUGCUCACCGCCAAGCCGCUGCCCGACCUGCGCCCCACCGCUGCCGCCGUGGACGCCGCGUCUGCCGCCUCCGCACCCUCGCCCGCCACCGCUGCCGCCGGCACCGCCGCCGCCACGCCGGCCAGCGUGCUGCGUGUGGGCGCUGGUGUGGUGGACGUGGCGGCCAUGGCCACCAACCUGGUCGACCUCAGCCCCUCCAAGCUGGAGCUGGGCAGUGGGCUGCUGGGCCGCGGCAACCUGACGUUCAACAUGGACGCAGUCAACCGUGCCGCCGCGCCCAUCACCUUCCGGCUGCUGCACCUGGCCGCGUCCACUAUUGACGGUGGGGUGAUGAUGACGGUGGACCGCAGCAUCGGCGCCGGCGGCCCCAACAACUCCCGCGUCGCGCAGCCGUUCUCGCCCGUAGAGCUGCCCUACGGCGCUGCUACCGUGGCCUUCGCCAACACGCGCGCGCGUGUGAUCGACACGGUCACGCUGCCGGGCCGCGGCCGCGUGCGCUUCCGCGUGACGCUGGGCGUGGCGGACUGGGUGGCCCCGGACGCGCAGUUGUUCCUGUCCGGCUACGUGGUGCUGGAGCCAGUGCCGCCGCCGGCCGCGGCCGCCGCCGCGGACCCUGCCGUCGCCGCCGCCGCGCUGCAGCCGCCGCUAUACGUGCCCUACAUGGGCGCCACGGCGCCGCUGGCGGACGUGCCCGUGCUGCUGCCCACACUGCCGGGCGGCAUGUCCGACCCCACCGGCGAGUGGUGGUGGGACGAAGACGCCGCCGGGCUGUCCGUCAGCGACAACUCGCCGCCCGCCGCCGCCGCGCCGCCACCGGCCGAGUACGACUCGGCGCUGCUGGACGCCGAGCCUGCGCCCAUGCCCGCGCCCAUGUUCUCCUACGCUCUGGCGGGGCCGCGCGCCUCGCUGCCGGCGUUGGCCGUGUUCCUGCAGCGGCCGCCGGCAGCGCAGGAGCUGCGGCUGCACUCGGCCACCUACGGCGGGCAGUACCUCGGCUACGUGUCCCUGACGGCGCAGCCGCUGCGACGGCCGGCGGACGGCUCGCCGCUGCUGCUGGCGUGGCGCGGCACGUACUUCGAUGUGAACCGCAAGCGCGAGGUGCAGGUAGUGCCGGGCGACUACUACUUUAUCGUGCGCAUGCGGCGGCCGGCGGCGGCGCCGGACGGGCCGCUCACGGCGGGCAGUGUGGUGCCGGUGGACGAGUGGACGUCACCCGUGUUCCGCCUGACGCGCAUCUGAGUGUCGUUGGAUGGAGGCACUGGACUGAGAUGGUCGGUGGUCGGUGCUGGUACACGAAUGAAAAUCACACGCGUAGGUAUGGUUUGGAUCCUCGCCGUCCUCAGCGGCGGGGGGGGUGGGCCAUUUGCGGGGGGUGGGCCAUUCAUUCGGUCACCAAAUAAGGCUGCGAAGAGGCUCGUGUGGGGCCCGCGCGCAUCGUGCCUUGACGUUUGUUCGUUCAUAGCGCGUUGCGUACACUCGCUGGGCACUAGAACGAAGAAUCGGUGUGAGACGAAGGGCAGGGCGGGUGGGAGUUUACGGAGGUAUGGUGGCUGCAAGCUUCGCAAGGCCGCAGCGUGGUGUGGAUGGACAAAGAUGAACAAACGCAGUGUGGUUAGAUAGCAUGGAGGCUUGGCCAGAGGUGCUGGCAUUGGUGGUCAGUGCCGGAAGUUGCAGUCUUGACAGGGUUCUGCAUCCAGUCAUGCGGCAUUCCUGCACGAUUCAGGUUCAGUUCAGACAAACGGCUGGCAUAAAUGGUCACGUCUGCGUGACGUGCUUGCAUACACUCCCGCGGUGUGCGCCUGAAGGGUGGGCGUUGCAUGGAAGGCUGUGAGGUCAGGGAUGUGGGUUGUUGGCGCGGUGAUGGUUUGUCUCUGGCACGAGUCUGUGGCCGCUACCCACGAUUGUCAUGCUGGGGUCCCCCCGUGGCCGCCGACGCACAAUUCCGCAUACCUGACCAAGCGGGCUGCUGCGCCUCACCCUUUUUGGGCAGCUACCACCCGCUAUUGAUUUUUCCUUUAAACCUCUUGAUCUCUUUUUUGCUUAGGAGUGUGUUGUCGGUGUUUGUUUGUGUGGUCUGCGCCGUUUUGAUUCUGAGCUGCUGGGUGCACAGGGAUGAGGAAGGAACACAGCAAUCCUGCACAUACAGGGUGCGCAUAACCUGCGCCAUCGUUUGCGGUGUCGCAUGAGGCUUUGGUGCCCUGGCUGCAUUGUUGCGUGUUGGUGGAUGUGCACAGGCACUGUGCAGGCAGAGUCUGGUGUUGAUGUGGGUUAGGUAAGGAGUGUUGGACUGCAGGUUUGGAACUAUGACAUCGAGCUGACACUGGACAAAGAACACAAACAAUGCGUCGCAUGUUUGACAACGGCAGGAAGUGUGCGGCUGCAAGUGAGGGGAUCAGCGGUUCGCAUCCCUUGGUUGGAACCGCAACAGAGUCUUUUUAAGUGAGUCUAUAUGUGCGUGCUGGAUAAAUGUAGCUCUUAGCAGGUUGGAGUCUGGGCAUGCACCUGGUAGAAUGCCUGCGGGGAAGGAUGGAGCUCACUGCCAGGUGUGAACGAGUCUGACAGGCGAUUGCUGUGGUAGUGGGCAGGGGCGGAACGCAGGUGUUUGCUACAACGCCGCUGAACUGGUGUAUGGCCCGUCUCUGGACUUGCAGUAUUGUUCUGGUGGUGCGUCGCAUUACACGGAUGAUUGCACCUUGUGAUGUCGCACGAUUGAUUCUUAUGAUAGGGACCAAGCAAGAAAUACAAACGAUGGCGGAUGAAUGAGAAGGCAAGGAUAGGCGCGGCAGCGGCUGCGCCUGUGUGGUCGUGAUGUGGGUCACGGCACAGACAAUGAAUGCAUGGAAUUGAUGUAGUGGAGAAUGUGGACGUUGUUGCAUUACGGCACUCCAGUUGCAUCCGUUGGAACGGAUGUCUCCUCAAACCCUUAACCUGGGAAAGUGCAUGUAACACAACCCCCCUUUCACGCUGCUUGUGCGUGUUGCGUUCUUUCAAGCACAUCCAUGAAAGCGACCAAGGGCAGGACAAACAGCGGACAGCGACACGCGUGCGAUGAUGAGGGACUUGCCUUGCUAUCCUUGCAAAAACACGCUCUCCUGCCACUUUAAAGAAAUCCUUUUGAGACUAGUUUUGGCGGUCCAUGAGCUUCCUGGCUCGUUUGGACCAAUCUACGAGCAUGAACUUGUAACAUCAAUCAAUC